This is a messenger RNA of Humulus lupulus (European hop), 847 nucleotides long. RefSeq lists its product as uncharacterized. NCBI's taxonomy places the organism in Eukaryota, Viridiplantae, Streptophyta, Magnoliopsida, Rosales, Cannabaceae. The transcript has a single exon. The record is from RefSeq and is a predicted model, not a curated record. Bases 101 to 532 code for a protein of 143 amino acids.
AAAUCUUAUCUAUACAAACAGAACCCCAAAACCCAUCAGAGUUGCAUAGACGGGGCUUUGGGUUUUGGCACCAAAAACCCUAAAACCCAUUUUCAUUUCAAUGGAUAAUCCAGGAGGAGGAGCACCAAAAGGUCUCCCUCGGAGCCAGCAGCCGCAGAUGAAGAAGAAGCAAUUGCCGUCCCCAAAGCAGCUCAUAUCCCACUACGAGUCACAGGGUCUCGACACCCAAGAAGCCUCCGUCAAGGUCAUAGAGGAUCUCCAGGCCACCCUUUUCAGAGUCAUCACCUCCGGCCGAGCCAAGAAGGACAAGCUCUUGGCCGAAGCCUCCCGUAAGCUCGACUCUGCCAACUCACGCCUCUCCCUUAUCGACGCCAAGCUCGAUUCUAAGCCCGGCUAUGGGGGGACCUUUGCCAUUGGAAUGGCUUCCGGCCUCGCCUUGAAUGGACUCGGAACUGUUCUUCCCCAUGUUGUUGGAGCUGUUUCCCAGAUUUGGAGCUCUGUUAGGUCUGUUAGUAAAGAUUCUCCCCAAUGAAUUGUGACUUCUUCUUCUGAAUUUGGUUCUGUUCUGUUUCUUUCCUUCUUUCUGGGUUUUGUGAAUUUUUGAUGAUGAGUUUUAGUUAGUCCAUUAUUGAGAAGAAUGUGAACAAAAAUGAGUUAUUUGUGCUCUGUACAAAAUUUCAGCUUGGGUUUCUUCUUAUGCUCUAGGCCUUUUUAUCUAUAUUAUAAAAAUUCAUGAGCACAUAUGGAAUAUUGGACUUGUCUCCCUGAUUUUUUGUAAUAUAAAGAAGGGGAAGAAAAAUAAAAAAAGUGACUUUUCUUUGGGUUUUCUGAGAAAUGUUCAUCAAUU